Rhipicephalus microplus (southern cattle tick) is the source of this 8815-nucleotide messenger RNA. Its product is annotated as phospholipid scramblase 2. Gene Ontology annotation, biological process: plasma membrane phospholipid scrambling. Gene Ontology annotation, molecular function: phospholipid scramblase activity. Lineage: Eukaryota; Metazoa; Arthropoda; Arachnida; Ixodida; Ixodidae. Gene Ontology annotation, cellular component: plasma membrane. The record is from RefSeq and is a predicted model, not a curated record.
AUAUAAGUGCUCAGUUGGAUACACUUGUAAAGAGGCUGCCGCGUCUGCACUGGUUUUCAGCACUGCUUUAUGCGAUACUAUGUGCUGGGUUGGCUCUGGUUUUCGCUAGACACGCCCUCCUCGCCACUUCGCUAGUCUCUUGUAGCUGUCGUGCGAAUUAUGUGUGUGUAGCUGAAUUGGUUUGUUUACAGAACAGGGCCGGUCGCUAGUAGUGCGUGGGCUAGAGUGUUCUGUGCUACAGUCCUUCGAUUGCCAGGAAGACGAGCAACCUGUCUUUUGUUAUCACAGCUGAUCGCACCAAGUUCGUGAUUACAACAUGAGCUAUCCUCCCUAUGCUCCUGCUGAUGGAGCCUACCCACCAGCUCAGGCCUACCCACCACCUAAUGUGGGCUAUGCACCGCCUAGUCCAGGCUACCCUCACGGUUACCCUGCUGACCAAGGUUACCCACCACCUGCCCAAGGAUACCCACCACCUGCCCAAGGCUACCCUCCACCUAUGCAGGGUGGUUAUCCACCUGCUAUGGGCUAUCCACCUCCACAGGGAGAUGUUCAGUUUAUGCCAAUGGCUCCAGGAACACCUGUCAUGCAGCCUCCAGCGAUGGGAGGGGGCGGUUACCCUGCUCCUGGCGGAGAGAUUGCACCAAUGGGAGUGUCGCCUGGUAUUCCAAGCUGCCCGCCCGGUUUAGAAUACCUCACGGCAAUAGAUCAGCUGUUGGUGCACCAGAAAGUGGAGAUACUGGAAGCAUUUCUUGGGUUUGAAACUCAGAACAAGUAUACCAUUAAGAACAGCAUGGGCCAGAAAGUCUACAAAGCUGUGGAAGACACCGAUUGUUGCUCUCGAAAUUGCUGCGGUCCUAACCGCCCCUUUGACAUCAAGCUCACUGACAAUGCUGGCAAUGAAGUGAUCCAUCUGCAGAGGGAUUUACGCUGUAGCUCCUGCUGCUUUCCGUGCUGCCUGCAGAAGCUUGAAGUGUCAUCGCCUCCAUACACGCCCAUCGGGUACGUGGCUCAAGAGUGGAGCAUCUGUGUACCCAAGUUCCGAGUUGAAAACGCAGAAGGGGAGACUGUACUGAGGAUUGAGGGCCCCUUUUGCACCUGGAGCAUCUGUGGAGAUGUCGAAUUCAAGGUGCUGUCCAAGGAUGGUGCAGUAGAAGUCGGCCGCAUCAGCAAGCAGUGGUCGGGGCUGCUGAAAGAGUCAUUCACUGACACGGACAAUUUUGGCGUCAGCUUUCCCAUGGACUUGGAUGUUAAAAUCAAGGCUGUCCUGCUUGGGGCUCUUUUCUUAAUUGAUUACAUGUUCUUCGAGAAGACCGGCAACAAGGAGAACGAUAGGCCCGGCAUGCUGUAGUAGAUUGGUGAGACGCAGAUGAAGGAAUCGCACGUCCUCCUCGCUUUUGCUGAAUACCCACUUGUGGAGUGUCUUCGUUCGGGCAUUUGGACCAUGUACUGUUAUUGUUCGUGUUUUUCGAAUCUCACCUUUCGUUUUGUGACCUAUUUCUAAACUACUUUUAAAAGCUUUUUGCUUCUUCGUGUAUGGUAGUUGUCUAGUCUAAAAUACAAGCUGACUUAGCAUUCUUGUGCAUUUUUUGAGAGAGUAAGGUUUGAGGUUUUUGACAACUGGUCUUCUGCACAGAUUUACGGGCAGCAUGACGUUUCUGUUUACAAUGUUGUUACUUUAGAAACUUUCCAUUUUUAAAUGUACAUUUCUCCAUUCAUUAUAGGUUCAGUUACUUUUCACCUAUAAUGCACCCACUCAUAAUAAAUAUGAUGAGGAAGCAAAGUGUUCAGGUGCACAAGCUAGUCCAAUUACUGUGGUGUCACAUGGUGCGUGACAUUUCUGUACAAUUCAAGCCAAUAGGUAAGAUUAGCAGGUUUUGGGAAUGUUUGUUUUUAUGUACGUUGAAGCCAAGGUCGUAUUCUUUGCCUUAUCAUAAAUUUCGGGGCUCAUUAGGGUUGUGUACUCUACUUACCAAAGGUUUCUUAGGUUUGGAAUCAUACCUUGUCAUCAAGAGAUGAUUGAAUAAAAAAAUAGGUUACUUUAGUGUUAUUUGUACUAUAGCUUAUAUAUUUAGUGUAGACUUGCUAGAGGAUAGUACUAUUAAAAUGGUGGAAGUAUGACGGGGCCAAAAAUAAAAAGGUAGAAAAGCCAAAUACUAAAGUGAAAAUGCUGUGAGGUUAAAUGACGCAUUAGCUUUAGCAACUUCAAAGCUUAGGACAGUUUGGUUGAAAAAGUCGCAGAUGUUCUUGCAGUUGGUGUAUGUUAUUGAAAAUAUUAGUCAAAGGCCUAGUAGCUUGACACAGUAUAAUCAGGUAGCAGGUGCUUACAUCACUGGAGCACAUCGCUGAGCAGUUUAUAUUGCAUUUGCAGGCCGUUGAAAUUCUCUAAUGUGUGGUGUUGGACGGUUGCAGGUUAUGCAAAGUUGGUGUUCACAUCAAAACCUUGCAAGAUGCUUGACUGUAGAGCUGGAUUCUUCAGUGUUAGAGCACGUGUGUUUUUUUUAUCUGUAAGUGCAGGGCAGUAAGAAGCGUUAGCGUAAUAAAAAAAUAUUUGUGUUCUAUCUUUCAAUUGUUGCCUUGAUACGAAUUUUUUUACAUGUGUAAGUCAAGUCAGAAUUGUGCAGUAAUGCCUAAUUUAGGGCGAGGAAAAAAAUUUGAAUGUUUGGUCAGUAUGUAUGGCUGCUGCACAAGACGUUCAGAUACAAUUGAAAAAUAUAAAGAAUGCAAAUACCUAAACUUGGUUGAAUAAAACUUUAUUGUAUUUGUUUGACAUAUCUUACAGGUAGAAGCUGUAAGAAUUGCAUACUUGCUAGAAACUGUGCAAUUUUACGGUUCAGUGUAGACAUUUGAUUUGGUAAGCUGUUGAGUUAAUUGACAGUUAAAUCAAUUGUGCUCAGUUCCUUUAAUUGGACGAAAAAAGGCUGUAGAACAUAAAAGAAAUAAUUACAAUAAUGUCGAGCACUUUAUCUGCCAGAGCCAUUAUAUGGUUAUUAGGCAUGCCUAAUUGGAAGGUUCAAAAAUUUGGACCAUCUGGGCGUUCUUUAACGUGCACUUUCAUUGCAGAGUAAACAGGCUUUUAGCGUGUGGCCUCCAUCGAAAUGUGACUGCCACAGUCGGUAUAAAACUAGAACACAUGAAACUUUUUUUGGGCUGGGAAACUGCGUUUUGGAGUCAUGCUUGUGAUGUGCUACAAGGAAAGAAAAAAAAAAAAUGAGAUGACACAUAGUGACACAGAGGCUUGCGUUCUGAAGAGUUCCUUGCAAUGCAUCAUGCAGAUGUUAUCAAAAUAUUAGUUGGCACGUACAAGCACAAAUUGCUGAAGUUUUAAAACAUGAAUAUGUGUGCCAGGGGAAACAUUCCCUUUUCCCUUCUAGCAUACCUUUUAACAAUGUAGGAUAAGAAUUAGUGCUGAAAAAACUUUUCAGGUUUGUAGGUAGCGCUUGCUUAGGUUUCAAGGCAAUCCGAUGCUUACGAUGGCAUUACCAAUAGUGCAGCUAUAGCAUUACAUUGGCAGUGUUCCCUGCCUAAUGACAAGUUGUUCCUUAAGACAGAUAGGACAGAUCCUUAAGAGGGUGUUUCCAGAAGAGUUAUCAAAAUUUUCUGAAGAGCUUCAUUGUUGUAUACGCAAUGAAAUCCUUCAUGUCGCAUUUUAUUCACGGAGGCAUUAAAGGGGCUAUCAAGAGCAAAUCGACGUUUCCCUUGUCAGCAAAGUACAAUUUCAUGAUGCCAAAAACACCACUUUUAACCGCGACACAACGCUUGGUAAGCGAAAAAAUGCGCGAGAGGAAAAUGUGGGUGAAGGCAACAUCGUUACGUCAUAGAUUUCGAAAGCAUCUACUGGCUCCUACGUAGCUUCUAAUAAAUGACAAUGCAGUAAGUUAUUAUUUAAGGUUGCUGUAGACCUAGCAUACAAAGUUUCAGAAAAUAUAACUCUGCUAAUGUCGCAAAAAUAGAAAAAUACAUUUUGAAAUUUAUUAUGUCAUGCAUAGAGAUUUGAGCACGAAAGUUGAAAAUGAAACUUUAAACCUUUAUUUUCUCCCCUAAUGAUGCAGUUAUGAUAGUGAGAUAUAUGGCAUUAGAGUUCUCAGAGUGGAGUUUGUCAAUCUAAACCAAUCUAUUGUUUCUUCUUAACAUCCCGUUAAGUGUGGGCAAAUCAUGCCAGUGAAACGAGCUGACUGUAACAACUUCAGAAGGGCGUAAAUGCACUUUCUUGUAACCUGCAUGUAGAAUAGGGAAGCUAGUGUUAUUUAAAAGUUUUUUCUUUUGGCAUCGUUUUGAUUGCUGUUCAUUUCAUCCAGAGUGAUAAAAAAAAAAAAGAAAGCUGUGCAACCUGAAGUGUUGCAUGAAAGUCAGGUCGUAAGAUAGUGAUGAAAAAGGUGCCUGUGAUGAUUUUUUUUUUUUUUUGAAGCCUGUUUAGAGCACAAAAGUUUGAUUACAGGAGUCUGAUAGGGACAGCUGCACAAAUGUAGGUUAGCCAGCACAUUUUAGUUUCGGGCAGUAACUUGUACCUAGGGUCCCCACUCUCUCACUGUCGAUUAUUAAGAAAUAUUCUAAAAGUACACUUUUAUCGCUGUAUUACAGAACAGUAACUUUAUCACCAUCUAGGGCUUAUUUAUUGAGCUGGUAGCCUUAGGUGGUUUCUGUGUUAGAGGUCCUUUUAGAAAACUGGGAACUUUGCCAGAUGCACCAUGAUGAAAAUAAAUCUCUCCAUGGAUGCAUACGAAAACGACUGAGAGUGGGUGAAAAAAAAAAGAAAAUCGGGUACAAAGCAGUUGAUACUUCCUCCCAGCCUCACUCUGCACAGUAACGGAUACUGUAGCGUAUCAAAACAUGUGUAUGCGUGCUGCACAUAUACAUCAAGGUGGGCACUUCUUCUGUGGCAUCCGCUGUUGUCAUCAGCGCUAGUUGGUGAUGAUAAGUGACAGUGUGUGCACUCUCUUUUGGCUUCCAAGGACGGUCGCUCAAGCAUUUUAUUGCGAAAGUAGCGCACAUUGUUGCUAGUGCUUUUGCAGCUAUACGCAUGCGAUGCUGAAGAUGAUAUGCAGAAGUGAGAAGUGGAACAAUGAUGAGUGCGAUAAUGGGAGGAUGUAAAUACUUGCGCAACACAAAAAGGGGCUUGCGUGAGAUGUACAGAGAGUCCACUUUAAUGCCAAACAUAUGUGCUGCUCAAUGUGGCUCAUUUCAGCUUGUGUAAGUGCAGCAGAGCUGAAAAUACGUAAAAUGACUAGAAAUGCACCCGUUUCAAGCUGGUGUACAGUAAGUAAAAAAGCACACGGGACCACAUUUGCUGCAUAUUCCGCUGGCAUACGGUAGUGUCAAUUGGCCCUAUUUGGUUGCUGGUAUAAGGCUGAUAGCUUGCUCUUGUCAGAAUCUGAGGCAUAUUGCAAGAUGUGUGCUCUAUUGAUUAAUAACAGACUUCAUCAUAGUAGCUGGCACUCACUUUUACAUCAAAGCUUCAUUAAUCUUGUACUCAACCACUGUAUUGGCAGUGUAAUGAAUAAGAAGGUACUAACAGGCUUUGUCUCCUGUGCUACUUGAAAGGGAGUAGUUGCGUUUUUCUACUUUACUCAUGCUUAACUUUUGCAAUACUUUGUGCUGGAGCAGAGUAGCAAUAUAUUCACGAUUCAUCUGAUUUAUAGCAUUGAAACAGCAUGGCCAGUUGUUCACAGGCAGAUUUACCUUCUUAAGUGUUCUCUUUUUCCUGUGUUAACUUACAUCGGUUUGGUGAGAUCCUCUGCUUCCAUUUAUUGGCUGUGCAUUCAGAGUAGAGGUCUGAAUUUCAUUUAUGAUUCCUAUUAUCCAAUUUGAAAUAGUGCACAUUUUUUUUCAGGAGGCUUUUGUUUUCUAGUAUUCGUGAUCACGUGCUAACAUGAAAACGUUUUGUUUGUGAACUUGUAAUUAAUGUAUUGUUCGCACCUGUGGUCAGUUUUGGAAACAAACUGUUCUCAGAAGGAUUGUAAGUAUAGCUUGUUAAUGCAUUAUUGUUGAGCAUCUACUGUUAUACAGAACUGUUAGUUGGGCUAAUGACAAGGUCUCCAGAAAGUACUCAAAUCAUGAAUUCUUAAUGGUGGUAAUGGUAUCGCAGUUUGAAGAAUAAAUGUAGUUGCUCUGUCGCGCACCGCUCCAUACUUCGUUCAGACUGUCGGUUGAUACAGAUUCUUGAAUUGGGGCAUCUCGUUGUCGCAUGAAUUAAUAAAACACACUGUGCAGAUAAUGCGUUCAAAUUGGUCAUGCCGCAGUUGUGUUGUAAACUGUGGUUUGCAAAGUAGGUCUUGUGUAGUGUGUAGUUCCUAUACUUUGUACCUGUUGUUCUAGUUUCAACUGAGCACUUUGUCUCUCAAUUGUGCCAACAGUUCAGAAGUUAUGUUGAGCUCGUCUUUCUUCUUUGUGAUAAACCUUGAGGGCUUUCUUUGGAGAAAACUUAUGCCUUUUCUUUCUCUGUAACAUGCAACAUCACUAACCGAUAAGAAUAACUGCAUAGCGUAACGAGAAGAGGUCUGUCAUGUCAAUGUCGUCUUGUUUUCUCUUUAAUUGCCAUUAAAAUCAGUUGUAGAACGUUACAUUUUUAAAACAUUUUUCUUGUUUAUCUUUUUGUCUCUCUGUGCUUCAUUAUACUUGUUAUUAUCAAUAUGCAAUUUUAUUGUCCUAUUUCAUUUUUUGCCUAGAGCUGUUGUUUUGAAGGUAAGUGUAAUGUUUUAAACCUUAUGAUGAAAACUCUACAUGCAUAAUAAAAAAGAUAAAAUUUGAAUGGCAGUAAUAGCUACUGUAGUUUAGAUGGCAGCAAUCGUUUUCUGUGCCAUGAUUCACUUAAACAAUAAUGAAUCAAGCUUUCACAACAAUUGCAUUACAACUGUUUUGUGUUUGUGACAACAUAGAACAGUUGCUGUGUUACAACAUAUUGUUUGCUGUGUUAAAGAAAAGAAGUGAGUAUUGCAUUUUGUCAGAGCUGUGCUUUUGGUGCUUACAGAUGGGGCCAGCAAGUAGAAUUUUAUUCAGGAAGUAUGUCUGUACACUCAAAACUGGUUGUGGCAACCUUACGAGUUGGACAUGACGCUCAUGCUGUGAACGUAUUUACACUUGAGUCGACUGUCAUGUUAUUGCACCGAACAAUGUACGCUUAGUUACCUUGUACCCUUAAAAGGCACCUUUAGAUACCUUCUCAUUAAAAUUUAGGUACCUAAGUGGCAUAGCUGUCUUCAAAAAUGCUCAUUUGUUUUCAUAUACAAUGUAUAAGUCAACUAUAAAGUGAAUCACUAAAGAGCUUUAUUGUUUGCGUGUUGAAAUGUUUGUGCAUGGGGAAAUUACAGUCUAGUUAGACUUUCCGCUCUACAUACUACUUUUUCUUUCUUGUCUAACGUCUGAUGUCAUGGUGCACUUUACACAAUAUUUCUGAAUGACUCCCCUAAGCUGCCAGUACUCCUGUGCUGUCUUGGUGCAUCAUGUGGAGGGCAAGUGGUUUUUAUGCAGUACAGCUAACAGAGAACUUCCCUGGGGAACUCUGCACCCCCCCUUUUCAUUUGUGAUACAGUGGUGCAGAAAGUUCUGGCAGCAUUUUAGUGUUGCCAUGUUUGUGUUCAGGUGUGUAUACCCCACAGUGUUCAGUACCACCUACACAGUCAUUGCAUGCUGCUGUUGUAUUUUACUGUCCAGAAGUUGUGGAUCACAUUUUAUUCGCCGUUACUGCUAAAUUUUAUUCUGGCUUGAUCCGCCCUAAAGAUUUUUUCCUAGUACUUGUAUAUCGCUCGUUCAUGUUGAGAAUGUGACAACAAUGCUUUUCUGCAUGCGAGAUGCAUUGCUGUGUGCAGGAAAAGCACUUGAGUUACAUCCAUUGCUUGGACAAUUUCACAGCCAAUUCCUAAUGCAGCUGGGCUAGUCCCUGCUUUGCAGUCUAGCGUAGCCUGCUAAGACUGCUUUCCCUGUGCCUUUGUCAUAUGCUGUUGGAAAGUGCAUUGCUACUAUUUAACAUUCUGCGAAAACCUUUCAGCCAUCCAUUGCAUCUUGUUAUUUGGCCGACUUGAACCUGAUGUCUAAACUAACUUUCUUGUCUUGCACAAGCUCAAUUAUAUUUGUACUCAGUGGCCAGUGUUUGCAUAGUUGCACCACUUUUUGAUUCUCAGUUUAGCAAUGGUUUGACCCCAUUUUCAGUACGUUGACUUUCAGCAUGGUUGGAGGUAUUGCUUCUAAACUCUGUGACCUACGGAUAGCAAUUUUUACUUUCAUUGUGCAAGAAGCUGUAUGUUCAAGUGGCAAGCAAUGUGGGGCCGAAGAGUUUUCAUGUACAGUGUAGACUGCUUAUAACGUGUGUCAUAGAUAUGAAAGAUGACACCAACCACACUGUCAGCAAAUGAUAUAUUUUUAUAAUCAGUCUACAAGCCAGACGGACAACCUCCUGUCCUAAAUUGCAUGUCAAGUCUAGAACCUAAGGGGAUGUCAGAGUAGGUCCUGUUUUCUAAAUCUCAUUGCUAGAAUGGUGGUGCAUUUGCGUUAUUUGGAUUAGUGAUUUGUGGGCACAAGAGGGUGUGGUGCAGAGUCUUGCUUUACCAUCGUCAAGUAUGAAAGGUUGUGCUGUGUUCUGUAAUGCCAUUUAUAUGGUCACAUUAUAACUAGUCUGCACUGUAGGCCUGCUGCACCUGUUUAGAUAUUCUUUGAAUGUGCUCACAGCAGCUGUUGUGGGCCACAAUUUUGUGGAACUUUGCUAUUUAGAGAGCUUCAAGCGUAUUUUCUGUCUGUUUCUCAAGGCUUUUAGGUACCGUGUAAUCCUACGCUCUUGUAAUCCCUUUUUGGCAUAUACAAUAAAGCCAAGUACUUGUCUCGUGUG